This is a messenger RNA of Helicoverpa zea (corn earworm), 459 nucleotides long. RefSeq lists its product as uncharacterized. Bases 53 to 394 code for a protein of 113 amino acids. NCBI's taxonomy places the organism in Eukaryota, Metazoa, Arthropoda, Insecta, Lepidoptera, Noctuidae. The transcript has a single exon. The record is from RefSeq and is a predicted model, not a curated record.
AUCACACUCCUCAAUAGGCCAGCGGUGCUUCAACACAUUAAUAAAUACAGCCAUGUAUUCAAUGUGCGUGAAGAUCGCUCUGUGCCUGGCUCUGGUCGCCUGCAUCGACGGCCACGUGCUGCGGACCCUGCCUCUAUCACCAGAAGGCGUCACUGUGGAGAUUGUACUGAAGAACAAGAACGACCAAAAACCGUUGUCGACAUUGAAGAUCGAUAUCAACGAGCAUGACAAGAUGGUGAGGCUGUCUCUGGAUGAAGCUCUGCCAAGGGCGCCGAGACGUCGUUUGCCGUCAAACAUCGUGCCAAUGCUGGGAAACCGCGCUGGGAUGGUGGUUGGAUCCUGUCCUGCUGGGUUCACGUUUCAGGGACGUUUUUGUGUUCCUGUUGACUACUAAGCAACUGAAUCAUCGAUCUCUCCGACAACUAUGUUCUGUUUUAAUGAUACAUUAAAAGUUUUUUG